Globicephala melas (long-finned pilot whale) is the source of this 5707-nucleotide messenger RNA. RefSeq names its product serum/glucocorticoid regulated kinase family member 3 (gene SGK3). The record is from RefSeq and is a predicted model, not a curated record. Lineage: Eukaryota; Metazoa; Chordata; Mammalia; Artiodactyla; Delphinidae. Gene Ontology annotation, biological process: protein phosphorylation. Gene Ontology annotation, molecular function: protein serine/threonine kinase activity; ATP binding; phosphatidylinositol binding. Gene Ontology annotation, cellular component: nucleus; cytoplasm.
GCACAGCUCAGCCUGCGGCUCCUUCCCGGCGCCAGCCGCCCCGCAGCCGGGAGCCGGCGCCUAACCCGGAGCACGGCCGGACGCCCAGCUCUCCCCGGCGGCCCCGCGCACCCUGCGGGAGGAGCCGGCCGCCGUGACGCGUCAGGGAGGAAGCGCCAGCGCCCGGCGGCCCUGCCGGGAAGGAGGAAGCGCGAGUGCGCUCGGCUCCGCGCCCGCCGCGCGCGGAGGCAGCACCACGGAGCCGGGGAAGGCCUGAGGCGUGAUGUUCUCCUUUAGUUCUGCUCCUCCGGACCACGCACGGUUGCAUGAUGGAAUUUGAACAUUACCUCAAGAGGUUUUAUGUUUUGGAUUAGCUAAUUGUGUUUGUCCUCUGCUGACUAUUUCUUCGGACUCACUUUUUGGUGUCCUUUUGAGGCAGUAAACUCAAAGGGAUUAUACCAUGGACUACAAGGAAAGCUGUCCAAGUGUAAGCAUUCCCAGCUCUGAUGAACACAGAGAGAAAAAGAAGAGGUUUACUGUUUAUAAAGUUCUGGUUUCAGUGGGCAGGAGUGAGUGGUUUGUCUUCAGAAGAUAUGCGGAGUUCGAUAAGCUUUACAACACUUUAAGGAAACAAUUUCCUGCUAUGGCCCUGAAGAUUCCUGCCAAGAGAAUAUUUGGUGAUAAUUUUGAUCCAGAUUUUAUUAAACAGAGAAGAGCGGGACUGAAUGAAUUCAUUCAGAACUUAGUUAGGCAUCCAGAACUUUACAACCAUCCAGAUGUCAGAGCAUUCCUUCAAAUGGACAGUCCAAAACAUCAGUCAGAUCCAUCUGAAGAUGAGGAUGAAAGAAGUACUCAGAAGCUACACUCUACCUCACAGAACAUUAACCUGGGACCAUCUGGAAAUCCUCAUGCUAAACCAACAGACUUUGAUUUCUUAAAAGUUAUUGGAAAAGGCAGCUUUGGCAAGGUUCUUCUUGCAAAACGGAAACUGGAUGGAAAAUUUUAUGCUGUCAAAGUGUUACAGAAAAAGAUAGUUCUCAACAGAAAAGAGCAAAAACACAUUAUGGCUGAACGUAAUGUGCUCUUGAAAAAUGUGAAACAUCCAUUUUUGGUUGGAUUACAUUAUUCUUUCCAAACAACUGAAAAGCUUUAUUUUGUUCUGGAUUUUAUUAAUGGAGGGGAGCUGUUUUUUCACUUACAAAGAGAACGGUCCUUUCCUGAACACAGAGCUAGGUUUUAUGCUGCUGAAAUUGCCAGUGCAUUGGGUUAUUUGCACUCCAUCAAAAUAGUGUACAGAGACUUGAAACCAGAAAAUAUUCUUUUGGAUUCAGUAGGACAUGUUGUCUUAACAGAUUUUGGGCUUUGUAAAGAAGGAAUUGCUAUUUCUGACACCACAACAACAUUUUGUGGGACACCAGAGUACCUAGCACCUGAAGUAAUCAGAAAACAGCCCUAUGACAAUACUGUAGAUUGGUGGUGCCUUGGUGCUGUUCUGUAUGAAAUGCUGUAUGGAUUGCCUCCUUUUUAUUGCCGAGAUGUUGCUGAAAUGUAUGACAAUAUUCUUCACAAGCCCCUAAGUUUGAGGCCAGGAGUGAGCCUUACAGCCUGGUCAAUUCUGGAAGAACUCCUAGAAAAAGACAGGCAAAACCGACUCGGUGCCAAAGAAGACUUCCUUGAAAUUCAGAAUCAUCCUUUUUUUGAAUCACUCAGCUGGACUGAUCUUGUACAAAAGAAGAUUCCACCACCGUUUAAUCCUAAUGUGGCAGGACCAGAUGAUAUCAGGAACUUUGAUGCAGCGUUUACAGAAGAAACAGUUCCAUAUUCCGUGUGUGUGUCUUCUGACUAUUCCAUAGUGAACGCCAGCGUACUGGAGGCCGACGACGCCUUUGUUGGUUUCUCUUACGCACCUCCUUCAGAAGACUUAUUUUUGUGAGCAGUCUGCCAUCAAGAACCCAUUGAGCAAAUAUAAGCCUACAGAUGACAUGGAAACUCCUGUUUGUGUGAAUAUAUUCAAAUAUGUUUAACUAGUGCCUCAUUUUUACAUGUAAUGUUAAAAACUAUGAAAAAUGUAUUUUCUGCUGUAUGCGAGAAAAUAGGGCAUUUCAGAGAACUAAGUUUUGAAUUAAAAUUUGUAUUCUUGUUUAUUAAGCUUAUUUUUAAACAGAAAUUUUAAAAGCUACUGUUCUUAGCAUUAACCUAUUUUUAAAGAAAACUUUUUUGCUAAUGACUGUUUCUUUUUCCCUCUAGGUUUAUGCUAACAUCUACCCAAGAUAGACUGUUUUUUAACAGUCUGUUUCAGUUCAGUUAACAUACAUUAAUGCCUUCGUAGCUCUCUACUUUGAGUUCUCAGAUCACAACUAUGCAAUUGGUACAUGGUUGUUUAAGAAGAAACCAUAUCUUUCCAUAAUGAAUCACUGUUUGACAUUAUCAUUUCUUGGUAGGAUUAAAAUAUAAAAGCAUAGUUAACUCAUUGGCUGCUAGCUAACACUUUGAGUAACUGUCCAUUCUGCACAUCAAAUUAAGAAGUAACAAAAGGAAAUCCUGUGCUUUUGAAAUACCAGUUCAAAUUUAUGAAUUAUUUUUCCUCUGGAGGAAAAGUAAAAGUUUAAUAGAAAUUUAGAAAUUUUAAGUAUUCCCAAAGCUCUGAAGGGAAAUAAAGUACUGCUGGAUUUUGUUUUUUAAGGCGGUGCCAAAAGCGAAUAUCUCUGUGUCAUGUAUUUAUAUUACCAAUACAUUUUAUUUAUGUUCUUUUUGGUCUUUUGAAUAUUUAAUAUAUUGUUAAGUAGGUCGAAAUCUUGAUAUUUGUUUUUGCAAAUAGCUAUUCAAAACUGUCUUCCUAAUUGGUUGAUAAGUAAAAAAUAUUGCACUGUCUAGAGUAUUUACCUAAUUGGGAACUAAAAAGUAGAAUAGCAAAUUAUGGGUCAGUAUAAAUGUAUACAGUUUUACUACAAUGUAACAAAAGUUAAAAAUAAUUUAGGCAGAUGCAUAGUCAGUAUCUUAUGUAUCUUAGAAAAAGUACAGGAAGCUGACCUUAAAAUCAUACUAAAAACCAACUAACUUGUAUACUUGUAAUUGUGAAAAAGAAUAUCUACAGAAAAACUAAAACUCACGCUUACCUUGGGAUUCUGAUUUUUAGUUUAGAGAUUUUUCAGGUCUUGUAGGAAACUGUGAAAGAGUUUAGUGACGCAGUUUUGAUGCUUCAGGAACAAGCAUACUUUCCAUGUAUUUUCUCUUGAGAAAGAAAUUACAAAAACUUUUCACACGAAUACCCUUUAGCGUAAAAUGGUUCAGCAGAAGGCAGGGAGGCAGAGUGUACUUUUGUUAGAUUAGUAAUGUUUGCAUCCAAUACACUGAAUCUUCCUUUAGAGGUAAGACUUUAAUAGCGACACUGUAAAUAUUUUGUUUAUUUGGCACUACUGUAAGUUCUGCUUUUAUACAAAGCUCUUUGCUUAUUAUAAAACAAAAACUGUAGUUUCUUGUAUGAUUUUUUUUUACUCAGCUGUUCCUUAAUUAAACUGCCAAAAAUUAAAGUGCAAUAUUGUAUAUUUUUAAGAACAAAUUUUAAAUAGAAUAUUGAUGUUCCUCAGAUCACAGGAAAUACAAAUCUUAUAUAGUAUAAUAAAAACUAGCAAAAAGAUUAAUGAUCAUCUAAUGCCUGCCAUUAUUUUAUCUUGUUUAUUUUUUAUUUUUAAAUAUUUAUUUAUUUAUUUUUGGCUGCGUUGGGUCUUUGUUGCUGUGCGUGGGCUUUCUGUAGUUCCAGUGAGUGGAGGCUACUCUUUGUUGUGGCGCACGGGCUUCUCAUUGUGGUGGCUUCUCUUGUUGUGGAGCAUGGGCUCUAGGCACGCGGGCUUCGGUAGUUGUGGCUCGUGGGCUCUAGAGUGCAGGCUCAGUUGUGGCGCACAGGCUUAGUUGCCCCACAGCAUGUGGGAUCUUCCCAGACCAGGGCUCGAACCCGUGUCCUCUGCAUUGGCAGGCGGAUUCUUAACCACUGCACUACCAGGGAAGUCCCCCUGCCAUUAUUUUAAAUUAAAAUUGGUGAUGCUUACAGUAGUCAUUACAAACUAAUUAUUCGUAUAUGUAAGGGAGAGAAGUAUAAAAUUUUAACUAAAUAUCUGGGUAUACAUAGAAAUUUCUAGAUUAUCAUUGGCCGACAUGUUUAAUAUUCAGGGAACAAAAUCUCUUCCAAGUUUCAAGUUUAUUUUUUUUCUCAGAGCAUGCUGAGUCUUUUAGAAAAAGGUCUGCCCUUUGAAUAGUUGAACCAUUUCAUGGUUAUUGCCAAAAUAAACUCAAAGAUCUAAAUGAAGAAGCCCUGACAUUCUUCAUGUUACACAUACCUCUUAUUGCCUAUGGUACAGUGUAGGGCUUCCCAACCAUUGUCAUGUCACAGCACACACUGAAAAUUACAAAAUUUGGCACACCUGGGGAGAGGUGCCAGCUGAUGUAGGUGCUGGCAGCAGGUGCUCUGCUCAAAAGUUUUUAUGCCAAAAUAAUUUUUCAAUUUAUGAGCCAACAAACACUGUUGGGAUAUAAUUUCAGCAAUGGCAAAUGUUUUAAAAGUGAUUUAAAUAUUUGAAAUAUUUAUUACUAUAAAAUUUUAUCACUAUAAAAAUUUACCUCUACCAAUAUCUUUUGGCAUACCUGAAACUUUUAUAGUGAUUAUCCAUAGGCAUAAUAUUACAGACCUUUACACAGAUAUUUUAUGACUCAUUCUUUCGUACAUCACAUACUGUAUGAAAAGUGGGAGUGGUAUGUGGCAACAUUUUUAGUAGUGCUGGCAUGAUUUUCAAUAAAGUGUGUUAAAAUUGAUAACUUAUUUCCUCAUGUAUGUAGUUUGGAAGUUAGCUCUGUUUUUGAAGUGGGAUUUUCUGCCACUUGCCUCUAACAGCAGUUUCUACUUUUGUUGGUUUUUACAGAUUAUUCUAUAUCCCAAGGAGAUUGUUCAUUUAUAUGAAACCCCAGAGUGUACAUGGAUGAGUUUCAAGUGGCAUGAGUACCUUGAAAAGAUACACCAAGUUUUGUGUGUAAAUAAAAUCGACUUGGGGCAGGGAGUGCUGCAUAGCUUUGUUUAGAUGAUCAAAAGGAUUUACUGCUAUAAAAAGACUGGGUUUCUUCUCUGCCACUUUUGUUCCCCUUCACUCACCUAAUAUUAAGAGGAUUUGCUCUCUAAUUUCCCUGAAAGCAUUCCAGUUGGAGAUUUAUAUCACUUAUUUAGCAUUUUGGGUGCAAUUUUAUAUAAUCACCCAUUUGUAAUUCUUUAAACAUAUUCCUUAAAGGGACCCCCCCUACAGAAAAGUAUUUAUUUCACUAUUUCUUUGCAUUAUGCCCAUUUUUACAGAGGUACUUAAGUCAGAAAGAAAUAUAGCUGUCUCAAAAUGGUAACUUUUUGAUAAUUUACCCAAAAUCAAGAUAGUAGAGAAUAGUUUAAAGCAAUAUUAUACAAAGAAAAAAAGCAAAUAUAGAAGUAUAAAUUCAGAGUGGUAUUUAUAGCAAUGAAGUAGCCAAUCAAAUAAGUUAUUUUUACAUAUUGUACUGAAAAUGAUGGAUCACCAUAUGACUCUUAUGGGAAUAGUGUAAAACAAAGAAUUACAUUACUCUACAUAACCCUGCUUACUGUAACAACCAUGCCCAUUUGGUGUUUUUACUAAUCUUGUGUUUAAGUGCAACUGAAGUUUUUGCUGUAAAUUCUCUUGCAGGAAUAUAUCUCAGAUUCAUCCUUUUUUUCUAAUAA